Messenger RNA from Cotesia congregata, 1569 nucleotides. The record is from the annotation of a GenBank genome assembly. NCBI's taxonomy places the organism in Eukaryota, Metazoa, Arthropoda, Insecta, Hymenoptera, Braconidae.
AUGUGCUUGGUCCACGAUGUCCUCGUGGAUGAUUCCCCGACAUCGUCACAAGCAAGUGACAAUGAAGACAACAAUUCUUGUCUUCGAAUUUCAACUGCAGCUACGGGAGCUGAAGAUUCCGAUGAUCAAGAUGAUCAGGAUGCCCAAGGUAUGGGCAUAAAUCAGCAUGACAAUCAAAGUGAUGACAUAUCUGGCGACGACAGUGAAGACUUUGAUCAUAAUUCUUCAAUAGUUGCUGACAGUGAUUUUAGACUCGAGUACCGUAAGCAUGGUGUAGUGUUAGCUGAUUGUUCCCUAUUAUGUACCUUUGAUGACAUUAGCUUGUUCGGUGGACUAAGCAGCAGGACUCGGUACAAUUCUGGAGGUAAAAAUGGAUCCCGAAUAAUAAACAGCGGCCCGCAGAGUGAUUGCUCAACAGUAGUCAGUGAUUCUGUCGGUGGUUCGUGCUCAAGUCUUGCUACUGGAUCAUCAUGUUGGCCUACUCCAGAGCACGCGGCCAAUCGAUCUGUCAGCAGCGCUAAUGAACGACGUCGGAGACGUUUGCCUGAAAUACCAAAAAGUAACAUUAAUACCAACAACAAUAAUCAUAAAUCUAUGAUAGGUUUUGUGUCCCUUCAAACAUCUCCUGCUUCAUUGGCUGAUGAAUUAGCAGGUGUAUCAGGAGCUACUGGAGCCGGAAGACCUCACUUGAUUCUUCGGAAGUGUCAUCCUCGGCUGCUCAACGAGGACUCAUCACCUGACAGCGAGAGAAUGACCACUGACAGUGGACACAGUACUGCUCAUUCGCCUGACAAUGGACCUAAAAGUGUUUCACCUAUUAUGUGCAGUAAUACUUUACAAAAUACUGACUCUGUGUCACCCAGCAGCACUCCAGGAAGUGGAGGAAUUCCAUUCACACAAUUAGAAUUACUGGAAGCAACACACCGUGGUCUUCAUAAAUUCAUCCCACGACAUCAUGAUGAAAUAGACCUGGAAAUUGGAGAUCCUAUUUACGUUCAAAAAGAAGCUGAUGAUUUGUGGUGUGAAGGUGUAAAUUUAAGAACAGGACGUCAAGGAAUAUUUCCAUCAGCUUAUGCAGUAGACAUGGAUUACAGUGACUUUGAUCCUACUGCACCAAAAGUUAAGCGCGAACGCUAUUUGUUAGGCUAUCUGGGAUCUGUUGAGACAUUGGCUCACAAGGGAACGGGUGUUGUUUGUCAAGCUGUCAGGAGGAUUGUUGGUAACACUGCUAGCGAUUCACCGGAAUCCCAGAGCUGUAUAUUAGAAGUUUCUGACCAAGGACUUCGUAUGGUUGAUCGCAGCAAACCUAGGCAACGCAAAAAUCGUGGGCCAUGUCAUGAUUAUUUUUAUUCGCUGAAAAAUGUAUCGUUUUGCGCAUUUCAUCCCAGAGAUCAUAGGUAUCUUGGGUUCAUUACUAAACACCCUACAUUGCAAAGGUUUGCUUGCCAUGUAUUUAUUGGACAAGAAUCAACACGGCCUGUUGCGGAAGCUGUUGGACGAGCCUUCCAUCGAUUCUACACUAAAUUUAUUGAGACUGCUUUUCCCAUAGAAGAUAUAUACAUAGAGUAA